UCAGCAGGAGACUUGAGCUAUCCUGUCGAGAGCUAUGGAGAGCCUGUGGCCUGUGCUGGAGGCGCUCGGAGUGGCCAGUGCUGAUGGUGUGGUCAAGACACUGACACUGGCUGUUCCACUGAUUGCCACUCUGUGGUAUUGGAGUAACCGAUCUUUGUUCUCGGUCCCGUGGCAAACAGCUCAUCCGUCGGGCUACUGCGAGCGGUAUGAUCCGCGCCACUACUCGGAAGAGGUGCGUGGCUCAGAACUGGUGGUGGAGAAUGGGAAUGCGCUGGAGAACGUGCCGUCGGCUGAGCACGACCUCGCGUAUCCGCACAGGCGGUUCGCGCCGACGAUCAAGAGCCAUGCCGAGCUGCUGGCGGCGUCACGGGCACACUACGAGAUGAUGAACUCACGGCGGUCGUGCCGGUUCUUCUCCACGGCGCCUGUCCCGCGCGAGGUCAUCGACAACAUCGUGCUGACUGCUGGCACGGCACCGUCGGGUGCCCACAUGCAGCCGUGGACCUUUGUGGUGGUCUCGGACCCGGGCGUGAAGCGGGCCAUUCGUGAGGCCGCCGAGGCUGAGGAGCGGACCAACUACGACUCGCGGAUGUCGGAGGAGUGGAAGCGCGACUUGGCGCCGCUUGGCACCGACUGGCAGAAGCCGUUUCUCGAGCUUGCGCCGUACCUCAUUGUGGUCUUCAAGCAGACGUACGGGGCACGGCCCGAUGGGACGCGGGCGACGCACUACUACUUUGAAAAGUCGGUCGGCAUCGCCACAGGCAUGCUCAUCGGUGCCAUCCACGCCGCUGGGCUCACCACUCUCACCCACACACCCACGCCGAUGGGCUUUCUCUCUUUCAUCCUCCAGCGCCCGCCCAACGAGAAGCCGUAUCUCUUGCUCCCGGUCGGUUACCCGGCCGAGGCCGCCACCGUGCCGGACCUCAAGCGCAAGGCGCUGUCAGAGAUCAUGACUGUAGUGUAGCGUUCGAGCCAUUUACAUCGGGGGAGGAGGCAAAUGCACGCGCAUCAACGUAACCCUUUACGGUACGGAAUAGACAACUUGUCCAUCGCGCAAGCCACGCUCCGGCGACGCUCCACAAACGUCGCAACGUCCAUGAAAUGUGUAAAAGAGUAGCACAAUGUG
Molecule: messenger RNA, 1126 nt
Organism: Thecamonas trahens ATCC 50062
Lineage: Eukaryota; Apusomonadida; Apusomonadidae
Product: iodotyrosine dehalogenase 1
Exons: 2
Coding region: 35-964 (309 amino acids)
Molecular function (GO): oxidoreductase activity
Source: RefSeq, a predicted model, not a curated record